Molecule: messenger RNA, 7840 nt
Organism: Carassius gibelio (silver crucian carp)
Lineage: Eukaryota; Metazoa; Chordata; Actinopteri; Cypriniformes; Cyprinidae
Product: zinc finger protein 710
Exons: 5
Coding region: 4807-6924 (705 amino acids)
Biological process (GO): regulation of transcription by RNA polymerase II
Cellular component (GO): chromosome; nucleus
Molecular function (GO): RNA polymerase II transcription regulatory region sequence-specific DNA binding; chromatin insulator sequence binding; DNA-binding transcription factor activity, RNA polymerase II-specific
Source: RefSeq, a predicted model, not a curated record
GCGAAACUCACCGAUUUGUGCCUAACUGGCCUCAAAAAAUAAUGUGCACUCUGAACUGGAUGCUGAUAUUUACAUUUCCGCUUUUCAUCUGACAUCUACAUAACGAUUUGCACUCGUAUUUCCGAGAGAGCGAUUCAGUAUGUGGGUCAUUUUAUAGAGCCAAAAUGUCGCCUUUUCUCUUUACUUCCACACACACUCUCUCGUGGCACAAACAGAUGGCGUCGGGAGGGGAAUGGAGGGAGUGAAAAAGAGCCGCAUAAACGAAGAGAGCAGGCCCCACUCGCCGUCACUUAGCCUAGCUCACUAUAUGACCGGAGCAAAACUUAAGACAGGCCCAUCCUCAUGAGGUCUGGAGUUUCUUUUUCAACUCUUUACGUCUCGAUGGAGCUGCUGAUGCUGAGUUUUAAGAUGUAGCUAGCUAGCUUGCUAGUGAAUUGGGAUUUGUUGUAGUGUAGGUCCAAGGGUAUUCGUUGCCAUAUUUAAGAAUGAAGACAGAGAGAGUGAAAGAAUACGGUCUCCGUUUUAAUCACGGCGAGUGUUUGUCUACAUCUCUGACUGAAGGUCAGGUGCAUCAUUGUCACCUCACAGAUCUCCAGAUCAACUGAAAGAGCAGCAGCAUCACAGCUUGAACUUUUAUGCAUCAAGUGUUCAUACUCGCUUUGAAUGAGGCAUGAUGGUUAAAUCUGACUUUGAAGACCACAUCCAAACAUUUGUUGAUUUAUAUGAUUAUGAAGUGGAUGUUUUAAGUGAUGGUUUUGAUGGAAGGCCAAUAACUACACAGGUCCACUUAACGCCCGCUCAUGCCAAGAACGGAAACUAUAAAGAGAUAACUAUAACUAAGUAUACUACCACAUGCAGCAUAACGUGGUUUAUUUUGAAGACUAACUAUAUUCGUGCAGUUACGUCGCGUACCGCUUUAAAAGUGCCAGCUCUUUAAAGUUCAGUGGAUUCUGAUUGGCUGUCAGGGUGUUGCGUUGUGUUUUUAUUAUUCAUCAUAUGGAAAAGUCGUUCUUAAAGUUAUUGCAAAUUUGUCAUUUGUCCGUGCUGUUAAAGUACUGUUCACACUGUUAUUGUUAGUACAUGGUGAGAAUGUUUCAUGUGCAUAAAGCAGUUUAAAAGCCUAUCAAACAGCUGUUGAAUGAUGAAAAGCACAUUGUAUGUAAAGACAUUUGAGUUAAUAUUGUGAAUAUAUGUUGAUUUCAUUUAUGCUAUUUGGUGUAUCCCCGUUUGUCACAAUUUAAAUGUUUAGUAAUUGAUUAAUAUGUGUAUAUCGGCCACCGCCUGUUCAGCUAUUAGGUGUAUCGGUCAUUGAAAAACCCUCUACUAACUAUGUUUUUUCCAUGUAUAUGGAAAUUAACAGGUUUGUCGCAUGGCAUAAUAUGUAGGCCAUCAGAUAUCAGCUUGCAUUAGUUGUGAAUCGCUUUUUUUUUUUUUAAAUCUUAGUUCUUAUAAAGACGAAGUUGACGAGAGGUGUGGGUUAUCAGUUAUGUUCUAGGGCAAGGAAGCAUUUACUGUUUUUAAUGCUAUAAAAUCAAGCAACACCUGUUUCCCUCUAUCACACACUCCUUAUUGGCAUUAACGGUUUAUUUCAGGUAUCUGUAGAUGUGAAUGAUAUUGGCGGUCCUUAUUACAAUUAUAACCUUGACAAAUCUAACAGUAUGUCUUUAUAAUUGUAGCUCUACUUGAGAUGCAUUGGCUGGACAGAUGGUCGUUAAAUUCUUGCAUGUGUUUCUGCUUGCUUGAUGUAAUGCACAGUAAUCAUUACUGUUGAGAUUUUGACAAUAACAUGUUUAUCUUAUAACAAUAAUGGGCACGAUUUAUAGAUAAUAAUAAAUUAGUGCAUUUGUACCCUAUGUAAUAUUACACAGUGAUGGAGCUUGAAAGAUGUCUGUACUAUAUUUGUGAAAAGAAUAGAUGCAGUUUAGAUUACACUGUAAUUACUGACUCUUUAAAGGCCUUGCCACAUGGAAUGACUUAGUGAAUUUUCUUGCUUUGUUCUAAUGUAAACCUUAUCAUGUAAUGUGUCUAUAGCAACGCAUUAGGCUUGAUUGACUUAGAUGUUAUUGUAAACAGUCCAGUGAAUCAUGCCACAAUGUUCUUUAGCUUGGUAUUACUUCAGCUACCUGCUGUACCUUUGCUACUGCACUCUGAAAACUAUAAAUGCAGUGAGCAUCUCUCUCUGUGCGGCAUAUCACAAACAGCUUCUGUUUGUAUGUGGCCAGCAUCUAUAUUAGUUGUACAUUUGAGGCAACAAAGACAAUUGGAGAGUAAGAAUAGCACAUUAAUGAUUUUUAAAAAUUGUGCUUUGUGAUACUGAAGUAUACAAGGUUUUUGUGCAGGUGCUAUUUAAAUGUCGAUGAAGUGUUUAGCAGAUAAAGGAAAAGUUAAUCUGUAUGGUUGCUUGGUUUCACAAAUGUACAGAUUCUAAAUUGUAACUUUUUUCCAUCUUAGGCCACUAGUUUCCAAUUGUAAAAAAAUGUGUUUGUUGUGAGUGUAUCAACCUGACUGUACCUCUUUGUUGUUUAAAAAUGUCAUAUGAUAAAUUUCAUGCAAAUAAUGGAUGAAAUCAUAAUGAAGAGUUACUGUAUGUUGCCGGAAAGCCCUCAUUAAAUAUCACAGACAGGUGCUUGAAAUAUCAUAGUGUGUGAGCUCUGUAGGAUAAACAAGUUCAGAACAACUAUCUAUCAUGUUUGGCUCAAUUAGAAUCUAAUUCGGAGUUUGAAAAUGUAUAGCUUUGUCAGUUCCAGUGUUGCCAUAGUUGCUGUUUUGACUUCGUAGGGUAGAAAUGCAGCAUCACAUAUGGACUGCUGCCUCAUUCACAUUCAUGGAUGCUGCAUACUAGUUCAUUAAUCAAAGCCUUACCCACAUCUGAUAUGCAUCUUUUUUUUUCUUUUUCACUUCUUCCCUUUAAUACCCCCACAACAUACAAUCAAACUGACUUAACUUUCCUUAUUCUGGAGUUUUUCCUCCAUCCUCCCCUUCCUCUGUUAUUCAUUUUCUGUCCUUUCCCAUUUCUCUCUUUCUGUAUCUUUCUCUCUCUCUUUCCUCCCUCCCCCCCUCUCUCUCUUUCUCCAUCUCUCUCCCCUCCCUCUCCUGUUCUCUUUAUCCCCUCCCCUCUCUCCCUCUAUUGCUCUCUCACCAUUUGCUCUCUCACAAAACCUCCCUCCCUCUCUCCCUCUAUCUGUCCUGACUGGUAAAGGCUUCUCUUCUCCUCCCUCAUCCCUCCAUUUUCUCUUCUUUGACAAUCCUUCUCUUUCUCAACCAUUUUGUAUGGAGGCAUAUCUACUAAUCUUAAAUCCCAAAUCAAUACUUAAUAAUUGCAAAUGUAUGUAAUAAGGUGUAAUUAUAUCCAACAGUUUUGAAUGAACUUUAAUCACUUCUUAACAAUGGGACCCAUUCAUUAAACACAAGCCGAAUGAAUUUGUGUGUGUGUAUGAGUGGUUCAUAAAACCAUUCUUACAUAAAUUGUGACUUCGUCAGAAUGACUUCACAAACAAUUCACACAGAUUUGUUCCUCUUGUUUCCAUGACUGUGGAUGCAUAUGCAUUUCCAUAAUUAUACAGUUAUCUAGUUAUUUACAGGUUAAUCAAGCUAAAUAAUGCAAAUCAAUAAGCUGUUACUAUAUAGCAUAGGCUCUCAUACAUUAUUGCUUAUUUGUUCAAAUAUACAGCUUGUAAUUAGUUAUUUUGUCCAAACCAAGUUAAAGCUGCGACAUAAUGAAAGUUGCAAUCGAUAUUUUAUUUUGUAUUGUGAUGCAUAUCAAAAGGAAAUAAAUUUCCAUUUCAUUACUUUAAUACAACACAUGUAUUGUAUAUUUCUUUUUAUUUUUAGUUUUGUUUGUGUGCCUAUAUGUAUCUUUUUGGAUCAUGUAGACUGUAUUUGUGCACCCUCACAUGGAAAGUGUGGCAUAUGAAUGUGAAGGCAUUUAAAGAACAGCAAAGUUUAAAUGCAUCGUUACCGGCUUGACACAGUUUGAACUUUGAAUGGAUACUCAUAUAAUAAGACCAUAAAUGCACAUCACAUAGUCUGCUGAGCAUUACAACAGAGAGAUGUGCUGAACGCCCCUGUUUCUCAGCGCACAGGCCAAAAGGUCCUCGUCUGGCACAGACUCUCUCAGAUGCAUGUAUGCUCGCUCCUCUCUGUUCUUCCUGGAGUAUGGGGGUGAAGCGUUGUUUUUGCAUAUCGAACCUGUCACUUUUUUUCAUCUACUUAUGCAUUUCCAUUACCUACUCCUUUUCAUAUAAUCUCAAAUCAGUAUUGUUUUAUAGAAUACAUCUUGUGUAUACCUUUUAUUUGCUUUGUUGCCGCUUCCUUCUGUUCAUCUUCUCUUGGUGUGCGUGCUGUGACGUACAUGAUUCCGUAUAUGUUAAUGGCAGAGCUCAUAAUCUUUUCACAGCAUGAAUGUUUGUGUUUUCAAACAUGUUUCGCAAGUGUAUGCAAGAGAGAAUUUCUGAGUGAGAGAGUAUCAGGAAUAAAUGGAGAGAAAGAACGAACGAAAUAAAGAAAAGAAGAAUGAAAAAGAGGGGGAGGGAGUGAGGGAAAAGAGCACUGUGUAUGUGUGUAUUCUUGCUUGCGCCAGAGAGAGAGAGAGAGAGACAGACAGAAAGAGAGAGAGGGGAGUGGGGGAGGGGAAAUCAGAGAGAGAAAAAGAGUGAGAGAGGAAAAAGAGAGCACACAAACACAGAGAACAGAGAGAGAGAGAGUGCAAGAAACACAGAGGAGAGUGUGUCUGUUCUGGUACUGAAAACAUGUAAUGUAUGAAGGGGAGGGCAGCGGGUGAAUUCGAACCUGUGACUCUGCGUCAGAAUGAGAUCUCUCAAACACCUGAAGCCACAGACCAAGAAAAAUGUGGAGGAGAAGACACAGCGGCUGGUCAGAUGUUACUCUGAGGCCAUGCACCAGCAGAUGGACGUAGGGACACAGACAGACCCUGUGGUGGUCCUGUCGCUGGCCCAAGCUGCUGUGUUGGGACUCAUCUCCCAGAACGAGGUCUUUGGCGCCACCAUCGCCCCCAACGGCUUUUACACCGGAGACCCCAAAGAGUCCCCUGCUCCACCAGGUGAGAGAAUGGACUACGAGUACGCCGACCAGCUUAUAGGUGCCAACGGUGACUAUCUUGGGGAGAAUUUGGGCGAGGAUGGGCACAUGCACUCCAGCUGUGCUGAGAGAAGGUGGCAGGGUCAAUCCGAGAACAGCAAACCCCCUAUAGGGCACCAAGACAUGGCAUCGCACGUUAAAGGAGAAGCCGUUACCCCAGGUUUGCCCUCCUGCACUCACAUGAUGAACAACAUGGUGUCCAGAGAAGGCAUGCAAAUGGUCGACCCCUCCAGCUAUAGGGUCCUGCCCAAAGCCCAACCCAACAACUGCUGCUCCACCUGUGUCCGAGACCCCAAGAGUACGCAUCCUCCACCCGAUCCACAUUUACACCCUCAUUCCCAUGGCCACGCACCUCAUGAGGUACCUUCACGCAACAGGGGCCAAACACAUGAAAAAGGAGUAGAUGAGGUAACUGAGGUCAGGGAAAAUGGGAGAAAUGGUAUGGGGAAAGCAGGAACCGGUGGCGAGGAAAUUAGCAGUUACUUUCAGCCGAGCGAGGCUGGCUAUGAAGGUGGCGAGAUGGAAGGAGUCGGAGACUUCGAUGAGAACAAUGAGGCGAUGUUCUGGACAGAGCCAGUGGAAGAAGAGGCACCCCGUGGGCGCCGUAUUGACCGACUGGACAUCAACAUCCAGAUCAAUGAGUCAUACUGCGUGGACGUCGGCGAGGGCCUCAAGCGCUGGAAGUGCCGCAUGUGCGAGAAGUCGUACACCUCCAAAUACAAUCUGGUCACACACAUUCUGGGCCACAAUGGCAUCAAGCCACAUGCAUGUCCUCACUGCGGAAAACUCUUCAAGCAGCCCAGCCACCUACAGACGCACCUGCUGACGCAUCAGGGCACACGGCCACACAAGUGCACAGUGUGCAAGAAGGGCUUCACCCAGACCAGCCACCUGAAGCGGCACAUGCUGCAGCACACCGAUGUUAAGCCCUACAGUUGCCGUUUUUGUCGCCGUGGUUUUGCAUACCCUAGUGAACUCCGUGCUCAUGAAGUAAAGCAUGAACGAGGUCGGUGCCAUGUUUGCUCGCAGUGCGGAAUGGAGUUUCCCACUUACGCCCACCUGAAGCGUCAUCAGGUGAGCCACCAAGGGCCUUCCACCUUCCAGUGUAGCCAGUGCAACAAGUCUUUUGCCUACCGCAGCCAGCUGCAGAAUCACCUGCUGAAGCACCAAACACAGCGCUCCUUCUCCUGCAGUCAGUGUGGCCUGCAGUUUCUUCAGCUGCAUCAGCUACGCCAACACUCCCUCACACACAAGACAAACAAGCCUCAGGCCCGUGCUACUAAGGGAAUAAAGGGGUUUAAGUGUGAUGUAUGUGCCAGAGAGUUUACACUGUCUGCAAACCUGAAGAGACACAUGUUAAUCCACGCCAGUGUCCGGCCAUUCCAGUGUCAUGUGUGCUUCAAAUCUUUUGUCCAGAAACAGACCCUCAAAACUCACAUGAUCGUACACCUGCCUGUGAAACCCUUCAAGUGCAAGGUGUGUGGAAAAUCAUUUAAUCGAAUGUACAACCUCUUGGGCCACAUGCACCUCCAUGCAGGCAGUAAACCCUUCAAAUGUGCAUACUGCUCAAGUAAAUUUAACCUGAAGGGAAAUCUUAGCAGACACAUGAAAGUCAAACAUGGAAUGGACGUCUCUCCAGAUGGACAAGAUGGCCCGCCCGACAUGGAGCCCCAUGAGGACUAUGAGGAUGAGAACUUCAAUUUUACAACACCAGAGAAUAUGGAAAAUAAUGAUGCGCCAAACCUAACUAAGCUCUCCGAGGUUGCCAUCCAGGAACUUGACUAUUAUAACUUUGGAAAAGAUGUGGGAAACUACAGUACAGGAUAAAGAAAUACUGUCUGAAUUACAAGUAACAAAUGGCCUGUGCUGGCACUUAUCAAACAUGAGGUGAUUGAGAUGUUCCUCUUUGAGAACCACUGCUACCCUUUUUGAAGUUGUUGAUGAGCAGGUAGUUGGAGUUCAUCUUGACCUCCUGGGGUUGAUUUAAUGAGGUAGCCACUCCAGUUCUGUCUCUAAUUAAAAAGGCACUGGUAGUUUUGCGAAGAGUCCUUUGACUCGAUCCAGCUCGAACAAACAUCAACGCUGUAUUUUUAGUAUGUUGUGAAUCACAUGGUUACAUUAAUAACCAAAACAUUAGCAGCAUAAAAUGCUGGUGCAUACACAUACAGUCUCGUGUAACGUAAUACACACUGUCCUCCAAAUAUAACUUUGUUUGGGAAUAUGGGAAUAGCAGGUGCAUGCAGCCUUGUGGCCUUCAUCUGUGUGGUACCUCAAAGCAGUCGAUUUACUUAUUUUCAUUUACAUUGCCUUUACUUACAGCAGCACACAUAAACACAAACUCAUAGCAUAAAACAAAAAACAUGUAAAGCCUAUGUAAAUGGUUGGAUAUCUGCAUGAGUUGAUAGGCUUGUGUGGGUAAAAAAAAAAAAAAAAGAGGAAUAAAGAGUGAGUGUGUGCCUGGGCCGUGUACCAAAGCUACUGGAACAGGACCAUAUGCUGCCCAUUCCUGAUCUACAGUUUGGUUUAACAACCUCUGCGUGGAGAAUUACGGUUCUGUUAUAUUGAUUUGCUAUUUAUUUUGCACUUUGAAAAAGCCAAUUAAUUACUUCUGAUGAGCCUCUUUCGUCACUGACUGUUUGAGUUCUGGUAAAACUAAAAGAGAUAAGGCCUGUGUCCCAUUCGUAAGAAGCGGUUUCUUAAGUAAUCAACUCUGUAGAUUCGUAAAUAAACUUUUUUUUUUAAA